Pocillopora damicornis (cauliflower coral) is the source of this 1695-nucleotide messenger RNA. Its product is annotated as melatonin receptor type 1A-like. NCBI's taxonomy places the organism in Eukaryota, Metazoa, Cnidaria, Anthozoa, Scleractinia, Pocilloporidae. Gene Ontology annotation, molecular function: G protein-coupled receptor activity. The record is from RefSeq and is a predicted model, not a curated record. Gene Ontology annotation, biological process: G protein-coupled receptor signaling pathway. Gene Ontology annotation, cellular component: membrane.
GGUGAAAUGGCUGACGAUCUUAUUUCUAGGAGUCUUUCCCUAAAGAUUGUGGAAAUAAGCUCAUUGAUCAUCUUGAAUGUUCUGUCCUUGACUGGAAACACAUUGGUUUGUAUUUCAGUUUACAAGAACAACAGACUUCGCACUACCACGAACUUAUACAUCAUCGCUCUAGCAGUAAGUGACUUGCUUUCCGCUGUUUUUGUCAUGCCUCUUGGAACUGGUGUACUAAUAACCAGCCAAUGGAAUUUUGGAGAGGUUCUUUGCCAGCUUCACGCUUUUUUCAGUCUUUUUGUGAUCUACGUUUCUCCUGUGACUAUGGGACUGACUGCUGUUAACAGAUAUGUGAGAAUGUGCAAAUCUGACCAACAAUAUAGAAAAUUGUUUUCAGCGCGCAAGUCACGGGCCUUGCUUAUCAUGGUGUGGUCAUUUGUCGCAUGUUAUGUCCUUGUUCCUCGCCUAACUGGUCUACAAGGCUUUGAAUUUGUUCAGGGCUAUGCACAAUGUUCCUUGGCUCAUUUUAGCGAAAGCGGAAAAAUGAUUCAUUACGGGAUCGUUCUAACACUAUUCUUCUUGGUCCCGCUAAUGUCUACCAUUAUCAGCUACAUAAAAGUUGCCAAAAUGAUCAGACAACACAAUAUGGGCGCGUCUUCAACGAUUCAGAGAUCUACAGGAAACGUAGCGAUAAGUGCGCACGAGAUAAAAGUGAGUAAAUCGCUUUUUGCUGUUGUGUUUGCGUUCAUGAUCUGCUGGAUUCCAUUUUGGGUGAUUGUCAUCUUGAGGCGCUUCAAUUUGGUGGGGAAAAUGCCUCGGAGUUUUGAGUUACUCUGCAUGUUUCUCCUCUACUUUUCCAACACAAUCAAUCCUUUCAUAUAUGCUGGCAUGAAUCACUUGUUCAAACGUGAGUUCCGAAAAAUAUUAUGCUGCGAAACUAAGGGCAGAGUUGGAGUCACCGCAACAGAAGAUGGAACACAAAGUGCAACUGUAAUCGGAAAUGCUCUAACAAGUCGAAAAGACAACUAUCACAUUCGUUCAGAUAACAGCAAUGAAGGGAAUUUUGAAGAGCUCAAAUUCACCACAGUAACUAUUUGCACUGGUGAAGUUGUCUCUCAAGGAAAGCUAAACAAAAGUUUUUAAGUGCAGAAUUAAAUACAAUACUAGUACUCCUGAUGGUGCUAAGUUAUAAAUUGCUACGAGGAAAACAAAUACUUACAAAGAUUGGUUUUCUUUGAAAGGCCAAGGUAUUAAUAGUAAACAUUUUAAGCCGAUUGGUUUUUUUUGUUUUCAAUCAAACUGAUCAACUGCAUGAUUAAAAAAAAUUAUUGAAUGUAAAAAUGGCUGAUGAAAACAACUGGACAGAUUAUGAUUAGUUUUAGCUUAAAAUUGAAGUUUUAAAUGAUAAAUACUAGGCAGUAGUUUCAUGGUUUUGAGCUAAAUCCCACCCAAAAGUAUUAAAUGAAAUGAACGAAGGGAUGAACGAACAAAUGAAUGAUUUAUUGAAUAAAUAAAUGAUGUUGUCGAGGACGGUGAACGUAACCGUAAAAAGUGUAAGAGCAGAAAAAUUAAACUCGGUGGUGAAGUUUCAUAAAUCAGGUAACAAGUAACCUUUGAUUACGACUCACGAAAACUUGUUGAAUACAUCAGUAUGGAGGGUAAUAAGUAACGGGCUAAGAUGAAAAAAUUGACCAUGAAUAGAGA